AUGGCCACCUCCCACUCGGUCGCGCCUCCCAGGCAUAAUCGGGGUUACAGUUUUAGUGGAAAGUCGAAUAAGUCCCAACAGUCGGGCCAUUCCAGCAAGAAAAUCCAACUCACUGAAUCCGCCGAAGAGAAGCAUCGCCGUCAACUACAUUCUAAAGCCGAUCCGAUGGUUGCUAUGAGCGAAGCCCAGCCUAAUACGGUUGCCCUCGAAGAGUCGACGCUGGGUUCCUUGCGGACUAUGCAGCACAAGGACCAGUACGGCAAUGUCAUUACUGAUCCCGAUCUUUCGAAUCCCACGCGCCCGCGAUUUGAGCGCCCGCUUGAUACCAUCCGUUCCUUCGAAGCUGCGAUCUAUGGAACAUACAGCAGUAGGCCUGUGUCGUACGCAAGGACAGAGGAAUCAACACCCGCGACGCCAGAGUACAGCCGACGGGGAAGCUACUACGGAGCACCCAACGGAGGGUAUUCUAGCAGAGCGCACUACGACCAGAAUGGCUACCACAACAGCCGAGGCACCUAUUCGCGACCGGACAGCUACGUGGAGAACGGCAACGGCCAAGCCGAAAACUACUAUCCCUACAAUCAUGGCGGCAGCGGCGGCGGCGGCCGACCGCGACCACGCCACCAAGCGCGGAUGAACACCGAACAGAGCGGAUAUUCGCAGCACGCAUACCAAAAAUCAUACGAUAACGUGACUGCUGCGUCUGGCUCGGGCUCAGGCAGCAACGGCGAGACCUGGGCCAAUUCGACGGACCCAAGCUCGGUCAACAGCUCGAUCGAUCAGUUCCACCAGCAGCAGCAACAACAGCAGCAGCAACAACAAUAUCAGCAGCAGCAGCAGAUGGCCGAGAGCUACGGGUUCCAAGGGUUCAGCGCGGGUCCCAAUCUCGAAAACGGUCAGCCCGCCGCCGCCGGUGGACGCAUCAACUUUGGCAGCAGUAACCCGCCAGCCGUUGAUCCCAACGCCGGGGGCCCCGUCGGAGGUGGACCACCGCCCACGGCGGCGAACGCCCGUCGUCAUCUGCGCAAAGCGACCAACGACACCGAGACGAGCAAUGAUUCGAAGCGAAAGAGCUGGCUCAAACGUCGCUUCAGCAAGAACUAA
Messenger RNA from Aspergillus japonicus CBS 114.51, 1104 nucleotides. RefSeq lists its product as uncharacterized. Lineage: Eukaryota; Fungi; Ascomycota; Eurotiomycetes; Eurotiales; Aspergillaceae. The coding region runs from base 1 to 1104 and encodes 367 amino acids. The record is from RefSeq and is a predicted model, not a curated record. The transcript is spliced from 5 exons.